GCAGGAACGGGCCGUCCCACAACGAGGCGCGUCCGUGGUGGGGUGUCAGCCGCGGCUUAUCUGGCGACUUUAUGUAUAUUACGAUACCCGAGGCAGGAACACGAGCAGUUCACUGCUGGCUAACCGGUCGGAGAAGUCGGUGAAGCCGAGUCGUCCGCGUGGCGCACCGAGAAAGCCGUCGAACGCACGGGAGAAAGAGUGGAAAAGCGUGUUCGUUCAACUUUUCAAACAAGAGAAACCGUGCCCCUGUUAUUAUUUUUACUUUUUCGCUUUUCUUCCGCGUUUGUUGCCGCGCGCGCGUAAAUAACGUCGCGCGGGUCUCACGUCCGUCGCGGGUAAGAACCGUCGUGUACACGACGUGUCAACGUGGUCCACGAAUCGGCCAGGCAAUUCGACAGGCAGAUCGAGCGGGACGUAUCGAUACUGCUCAGCGAUCUCUGCUCCUUCGAUCCAGGAUGAUUGUCCUCGCGUGGUGCCUCUUCGUCAUCGUUUCGUUUCUCGUUGCGAGAAAUCAGGCUUUUCUCAAUGCGCCCAUACCAGCUCACGCGGUGUCGAGUUACAGCAUCGGUGCUGACAGACGAAUGGAGAGCAAUAAAGCGACUCACGGUACAAAUGACAAUCGGAGUCACUCGGUCGACUCGAAAUCCAACGACGAUGACGACGACGACCGCGAGACGGUCUAUGUGAUUGCAUUCGAGGGAAAACAGGAAAGUACGGAGAAAGAAAGAGACGCGGCAGAGAAUGGUCCCCAUUUUGUUAUAGUCAACAGCGACCUGCAGAACCCGCUGGAUCCAUGGUCGAUAGUCUGGUACAUCGGCUCGUUCGGCGGCCUGGUGGCAUUCUUCCUCAUUGUCAGCUGUUCCGAGUGGUGCUGUCGACGAGGCGGACGACCCUUGACGGUGCCCUACGCGCAACGUGCGGAGACGAUAAAUACGACCGGUGUUACAGAGACCCCGCCGCCGCCCUAUCACCUGUUCGCCCCGCCUUCUUAUGAUUCCGUCAAUUACAGUGAGAUCGACAAGGCGUCCGGAGAGAAGUUGGACAUCUACGUGAUCUCGGUGCCGAUCCACAGGCCGAUGGUGCAGGCGCCAGCGUAGGAAAUCGCGGAAAGGCCCAUCCUCUUGACGAGGAUCACCGUGCCCAAUUCAAUGCCGACGACGGUCAACAAUCGAUCGCGGAGAAGCGAUCUCGCGAUCCCUUCGUUAAAAUCGCCGACAAACUCGAUGCUGAAGAGGACCGUUCGAGAAAGAAGGGUGGUGGUUUCAGACGCCAUCGUUGCAAUUAUAUAUCGAUAGAGGUGAUAUGUAUGUUUCAUCACACAGCGGAAAAGUUAUCUCACCCGAUGUCGUUGACAAAGAAUGACGAGCAUUCGCCGAAGCACUGAUGUCAUUCCGUCAAAUUAAAUAAAACAUUUUUCGCAUUUCCAUGGAAAAGUGACAGAUGCAUCGAAUUCUGAGGAGAAAUUGUGCAACAAAUUGUCAUCCCACGUGUUGAUCUCAUCGAAGAAAGAUCACGACGAUGAAGAAGAUCACGUCGAUCGAAGCUUCGAUAUAGUUCCAGAUAGAAUUUAAUUUUAUAUCGUUCCAGGAAAUUCAGUCAGUUUUCCACGGUCUCACGUGAGAUUUCUACGACUAACAAUCUGUGGAAAUUAUUAUCAACAUUUUCCUGGAAUUAACGGGAGGAAGAGGUGACGACUAAUGCGAUAUUAUAAAAGUCUAAGUCAAUAUUUGUGCGAAAGAUUCGUAUUAUCGCAGCGGUAAUAUAUCGAAAUGACACUUAGUUAUAUGUACACUAGGUAUAUGAUAAAAAUCGAGGACUUAAAUAUUCGAGAUAAAGUAUGAAGAGUUAGUAAGAAGGCAGAAGAUAGAAGUUAGUAAGAAGAUAGUUCGUAUGAGAAAAGACAUGUUCGUGAAUUUUCCUUAAACUGAUGAACAAGAUGAACUUUAAAAUAUGAUUUAAUUGUAGAGCAAUAAUUAAUUUAAUCGGCCUGCGGAAAAUGGUGAAUCGAAACAUGCGAACAUGAAAAUAUAAUCGUCAGUGCGCGUGUGGAAACAUUGAUUGUCUUGCACGCACGAUGUCAAAGGAUAUAACAAAUAUAGUGGCAGAGCGUGUAAACACAUUUCAGAGCAUUUAAUAUAUACAUAUACACAUGGAAUAAAAACAAUUCUGUGAAUCACUGCCAUUCCGAAAUGGAAUUAAUCACGAUUUAGCUCUUAAAUUCAGAUUUGAUAUAUCGAGAUUUUUUUUACUGUACACUAUAGAAAUAUUGAUUCUUUAAAAAUAAAUCUCGAUAGAUCUGCUAUACGCAUACACAAACAAAUAAACACAUACAUACACAACGAGAAAGUUUGAAAGAUUUCCGUUUUAUUCCUCAUCACAAUCGAUGAUAUCACUCUCGUCGAUCUGCCCACUGUCGCUGGCGAAUUCGUGUGAGAUGUAGCAGAACUUGGACUUACACGUGAUAUUGUCGCAUGCGAUUGGCUCCAAUCGCCUAUCGAUUUCGUCAAUUAAGGACGAUUAGUGUAGAUUACAAAUCGACUGCCAUGAGAAGUGUCUCCCCGCGAACGAGGCCGCGAAAAUAAUUUAAGAUAAAGCAGAAAUAGCACGAGCGAGUGUUCGUGUCGCGCGUGCAAAACAAGUACGCGAGUGCGGUUAAGCGAUAAGGAUGAAGGAGCAGAACAGACGUCGUAGCUCAUCGCGUGAACAGCGAACCGCGGACAAUCAAUUGCUAAUUAACGUUGCGCUCACGACGGAAUUCCGCGCGGCUCCUCGCCGUCAGAGAAUACGCCUCUGAUGGCAAAAUCGGAUUUCGUAAGCACGCGAUACCGUUGGUGAUCCUGUUAUGACGAAUCCUCGAUGGGACAAAGCCCGAUCGAAUGUGCCAUGUAAUUCUCUGGACUAGAAGAGAUUCAUAGUCAAAUUGAUCGUGUGUCGUUUACGUUAGUACCAGAAGCAUAAACGCGUGUAACGUGUGUGUAACUAAGCGUGUAACGAAAUCUCGACCCGGUGCUCGAGUCUGUUAUAGAUAAUAUUUCAUUUUGCUUAUGAUAAAAAGGAAAAAAAAA
Messenger RNA from Pogonomyrmex barbatus (red harvester ant), 3065 nucleotides. RefSeq lists its product as uncharacterized. Lineage: Eukaryota; Metazoa; Arthropoda; Insecta; Hymenoptera; Formicidae. The record is from RefSeq and is a predicted model, not a curated record.